CCCCGGAUACACCCGGACGAAGAAGAGGAGCGAACAAGGCGCGUUUUAACUGCGCAUGUUCAGCGCAGUUUCUCGCUGCUGUUUUUUUCUGUAGCAACGUUUUCUGCCGCUGAGGGACUUUAAUUUCAUGGCCAGACACAUGAGGCCUCCGAGCACGUCUCUGUUUGUCAGGAACAUCGGCGAUGAGUCCAGGCCUGAGGAUUUGCGGCGUGAGUUUGGCCGCUAUGGGCCGAUAGUAGAUGUCUACAUCCCACUUGACUUCUAUACACGUCGACCAAGAGGAUUUUCAUACAUUCAAUUUGAGGACGUGCGUGAUGCAGAGGAUGCUCUUCACAGCCUGGACAGGAAGUGGGUUGGUGGCCGGCAGAUUGAAAUCCAGUUUGCACAGGGCGACAGAAAGACUCCCAACCAGAUGAAGGCGAAGGAGCGGCCUUCUCCCGGCAGAUCCUCUCGAUACGACGACUGCGAUCGAGACAGCCGGCGCAGACGCUCGCGCAGCCGCAGCUACGACAGAUACAGAUCCCGCAGCCCUUCGUGCGAUCGCCGGCGCAGACGGUCGGAGAGUCCGCGAGAAUCUCGUGGGCGGAUUUAUGGAAGAGGAAGGAGCAGGAGCCGUGAGGAAGACAGAUACAAGCAGCGGCCGAGGAGGGAGUCCAGAGGAAGAUCUCGAUCGCGCUCCAGAUCGGCGUCUCCGCGAGAAAACAUCAACCCAGCUUCGACUUCCCAUUACACGGAGGAAGAAGUGCGACGUGCACACUCCCCGACCCACUCACGAUCCCGUUCUGUGUCAAGAUCACGCUCCCGCUCUCGGUCCAGGUCCUGGGCGGGACGCAAGUCAGGAGGACGCUAGAAAGUAUCCGCUCCCUCCUUUAAAACCUUCCUUCAGCUCCGUACCAGAGCUGGUUGUUUGUUAAGAAAAGAUUCGUUUGACAUGAAUGUAACGUCCACUGAACCAUUUGUAGAAAGUUUGUUUUUGCAGCUUCCUUUUAUGAACAAUGCCCAAGGUCCUUUGCUUGUUUUUAUAAAAUUAUUUUGGUAAUAUUUCCUGAUAGGAACAUGAUGCAGUUUGCAGGUUCUAUGUUCAGUGGUAGUCGGCCAGGAAUAAUCUGUUGUCUUUUUUUUUUUACCUACAGUUGCUGAUAAUUUAGUUUUCUAAACCCUAUGCACCCAUUUUUGCAAAAACAGUCAGUAUUUUAAAAGGAAUCCAAGUUGUUAAUGAGUCCGAGCAGCUUCUUUUCAGCUGCUUUCAGACAUGACCCGAGGUCCGGACAUUUUCCGCAGAGGCUGUUGCUCCGGACAUUUUCUGGAACUUUCCUACCUGCACCUCUGGGAAAAUGUCUAAGUUAGUCCACGUGAGAAUACAGCAAGAAAACAUCAUUGAAAAAGAGGUGAACAGAAGACGCGGAUAAAGAUUUCAACUUAGAAAGACGACAAAAUUCAAGAGCUCUCGCCGAUAAGAGCCGAGGCUGUCGGUGACUUCCUGAUCUCCUGCUGUGUUCUUCAUGUGUGAGAACAUCCAGACCCAGUUCUCCAGAGUUCAUGUAUGAAAACAGGUGGUUUUGUCGCACGUGACCGGUUUUCUCAAACGUAGAUUCAAAGUUUUUUGGGUGGUUCUUUUUCCUCUUUUUUUUUCAACGCGGCCACAGAGAUGAAUGUGUCUCUUUAAGAAUCAACUUAAAACUCAGCUUGAUUGAUAAUUCAUCACGUUGCACAUUAUUUAUAAUCUUCCACUUUUACUGUCGGCUACAAACCGACUUGAAAAGAGUUUUCCUGCAGCAGUAAUGUGAUUGAGAAGGAUGAAAACUGACACUGAUGGAUUAAACUUCAAGUUGAUAUUUUUAUAUUUUAACAUUUAAACCUCUGGCUGCCUGGACGGAAUAAAAAAAAAAAAACACGAUUUGAAAUCUGUUUGGACAAAAAUACACAAAUACUAUGAUCUUUUUAAAAAGUGUUUUGUCGAUCUGAAUCUGUUUGUACAUUAAUCCGUUUUUCAUUUUGUGGUGUUUUCUGUAACAGUAGAACCUUUUUCUAAAGGUGUUUAAUUUUCCAACACUUCCUCAAAAAUCAUCGGAUCUUUAUCCGACUGUGUUGAUAGUUUUUCUGAGCAGCUCUUGUUGUCACGGCAUGUUUUAUCCUCCCGAUCUUCUAUCAUCCGUAGAAAGAAACUGUUAUUUUGAGUAUUAAAUGAUAACGUUCUGUAAAAAGAAA
Messenger RNA from Hippoglossus stenolepis (Pacific halibut), 2208 nucleotides. RefSeq names its product serine/arginine-rich splicing factor 10-like. The coding region runs from base 128 to 850 and encodes 240 amino acids. Lineage: Eukaryota; Metazoa; Chordata; Actinopteri; Pleuronectiformes; Pleuronectidae. The transcript is spliced from 6 exons. The record is from RefSeq and is a predicted model, not a curated record. Gene Ontology annotation, molecular function: RNA binding.